AUGCAGCCCUGUGACCAAAACUGGACCCACAUAACAGAGUUUGUUAUGGUGGGCUUUGCUGAGGUGCAUGAAAUGCGCCUCCUCUUCUUUACUCUCUUCUUCACUACGUACCUGUUCACCUUGGUGGAGAAUUUGGCCAUCAUCCUGGUUGUGGGUUUGGACCACCAGCUACGUAGACGGAUGUAUGUCUUCCUGACACACUUGUCCUGCCUUGAAAUCUGGUACACUUCAGUCACAGUGCCCAAGAUGCUGGCUGGUUUUAUUGGGGGACACGGGGGCAAGAAUAUCUCCUAUGCUGGAUGUCUGUCCCAGCUCUUCAUCUUUACCUUCCUUGGGGCAACGGAGUGUUUCCUACUGGCUGCCAUGGCCUAUGACUGCUACGUGGCCAUUUGUAUGCCUCUCCGAUAUGGGGCCUUGGUGUCCUGGGGCAGCUGCUUCCGUCUGUCAGCUGCUUGUUGGCUGGUUGGCUUCCUCACCCCCAUUGUGCCCAUCUACCUCAUGUCCCGACUGACAUUUUGUGGCCCCAAUGUCAUUGAUCACUUCUUCUAUGAUGCUUCACCCCUGCUAGCCUUGUCCUGCUCGGAUGUCACCCUGAAGGAGACCACAGACUUCCUGGUCUCUCUGGCUGUGCUCCUGACCUCCUCCACAGUCAUCGCUGUGUCCUAUGGCAACAUUGUCUGGACACUGCUGCAUAUCCGCUUGGCUGCCAAGUGCCGGAAGGCCUUCUCCUCCUGUGCAGCCCACCUGACUGUGGUGAGCCUCUUCUAGACACUCUUCUUCAUGUAUGUCCGGACCAAAGUGGUCCCUUCCAUCAACUUCAACAAGGUGGUUUCUGUCUUCUGCUCCAUCGUCACUCCAAUGCUCAACCCUCUCAUCUACAGUCUUCGAAACAAAGAGGUGAAGGGAGCUCUGGGCAGAGCCUUUUCCUUCAGGUCUUGGAAAGGUCAGUGA
Globicephala melas (long-finned pilot whale) is the source of this 951-nucleotide messenger RNA. It is a transcript of the gene OR6Q1, whose product is annotated as olfactory receptor family 6 subfamily Q member 1. Gene Ontology annotation, cellular component: membrane. Gene Ontology annotation, biological process: G protein-coupled receptor signaling pathway. The record is from RefSeq and is a predicted model, not a curated record. Lineage: Eukaryota; Metazoa; Chordata; Mammalia; Artiodactyla; Delphinidae. Gene Ontology annotation, molecular function: olfactory receptor activity; G protein-coupled receptor activity.